GCUGAUGCAGAGGAGCGGCCGUUUGGCAGGAGGACAGAGGGAGAGCGUCCUGCACGAGGACAGGUGACUCAUCAUGACAACACAGCCAGGUGAAGUCCGGCCCAAAGAAGAGGCGUCUUUUCCUGAAGCUGCUGCCCACUCAACACCUAAACAGGUAGGGGAGGGGGAGCUGGCUGAAAGCCACGCACAGAGCUCAUUGGCUGAGGACUCAACCAGUCACCUUUCAUCAGGCAGUCAUACCGCCCGCUCUCCAGCCAAAACCCCUCUGAGCUUCAGAACGAUGCAGACCAGAGUGACUUUACUGGACGGGUCACUGUUCACCUGUACUGUAGAGGUGUUGCCUGGAACUUUUCCUUUAAUGUUAAGUUUUACCCUCCUGACCCCGCCCUGCUGUCUGAGGAUUUAACCAGGUACUUCCUGUGUCUUCAGCUUAGACAGGAUAUCAUUUCUGGCCGUCUUCCUUGUUCGUUUGCGACCCACACCGUCCUUGGUUCCUACACAGUUCAAUCAGAGCUUGGGGACUAUGAUCCAGACGAAUGUGGUCCAGACUAUGUCAGCGAGUUGUGUUUCGCUCCAAAUCAAACUAAAGAGAUGGAGGCUAAGAUCAUGGAGUUACACACAACUCACAGAGGAAUGAGCCCAGCUGAAGCAGAGCUGCACUUCCUGGAAAACGUGAAGAAACUCUCCAUGUAUGGAGUUGACCUCCACCAUGCAAAGAUGGUAGGAAAUCGUUUUGAUUGCUUGUCUGCUGCUAAGUCGGAGGACUCCGAGGGCGUGGCCAUCAUGCUGGGCGUGUGCAGUAGCGGCCUUCUGGUGUACAGAGACAGACUGAGGAUCAAUAGAUUCUCGUGGCCAAAAAUUGUCAAGAUUUCGUACAAAAGGAACAACUUUUACAUUAAAAUCCGACCAGGAGAGUUUGACCAGUUUGAGUCCAUCAUUGGUUUCAAGUUGCUGAACCACAGAGCAGCAAAGCGGCUGUGGAAAGUGUGUGUGGAGCAUCACUCCUUCUUCAGGCUGGUGUCUCCAGAGGAACCACCAAAAAGGUUUCUGUCUCUUGGUUCAAAGUUUCGCUACAGUGGACGGACUCAGAUUCAGAGUCGUAGAGCCAGUGCUCAGAUUUCCAGACCUGCGCCGAACUUCCCCAGAUGCAUCAGCAAGAAGAGUAUGCUCAGCCGCAGCCUAGAUGGAGAUAUGGGCUCAGGGCUGUACGGAGCAUCUAAAGCCAUUGCUGUUGGUGAUCUCAUCAUCACAGGAACACCUGAGAGGAGAAUGGACGAAAGGAAGCAGGAGCCAGCUGAGGAGGUUCUGGUGGUGGUGGUGGAGGAGGAGGUACACCAGGAGCAUCUAGACUCAGAACAGCAGCUGGAGGAGGUGAAAAAUGGGACAAGAGAAACAGAAGUUUCUCAACAGAGUCCCCCAACUCCUCAGAAACAAGAUACAAAGACUGAACUGACUGAUACUGCUAUAGAUGGAGACCUGACAGCAACUGAGUCUGAUCAGGAUGAAGAUCUGAAAACUCAGGAGACUUUAAGUCCAGAGGAGCUGCAGAACCCUCAGAGUAGCAUCAGUGCUCUCAGACGCUCCUUCUUGGAAGGAGGACCAGCAGGAGGAGAGGAAAGAAUGAGUGAGUGGGACAAACGUCUGCUCCGAGCUGACGACUCUCCAAUGAUUGAACCUCUGGAGCCAGAAGAGCCCAAACCUAUGUUUGAUGAAAUGUCUCCUGAGCUGACGGCGCUGCUAAAAUCYGCCAGAGAACAAAAUACCUUCAGAGAACACAACCUGAUGAAGACUUCAGAGAAGGUGGAGACGCUCUUACUGCUGUCAGAGUCUUGUCACCAAGAUCAGCCAAUGACACGUCAGCCUCAGGUAGCAACAAGUCUUGUGGGCCCGCCCCCCAUUAACCCCCCACCUCCUCCACCAGGAGCUGAUGUCAUAGACCAGUGGGCCCAUGAUGUUAACAGGAACAGUGCUGCAGAUGUUGACAUGGCUAACAGUCCAGUAGAUAAGCACCAUGUCAGAGAUGAUGAUGAUGAUGAUGAUGAUGAUGUACCCAGUAAUCAAACUAGCACUGACAGUGAUGAAGAGGCCAGUGAGGAUGUUAUUAGCGUGUUAGCUCAAGCUGAAGUUAAUGAAGCAGUGCACUCAGCAGUCACACACACUAAUGAUGCUACUGAGGAUAGCAUUAACGCUAACUUUGUAGUUAGCUUUGGUAAUCAGCUAGCUGAUGAGGGUCAGAGUUGUUCCAGAAGCCAGAAUAACCAUGAGAGUGGAGAAUCUGACAGCUCACAGGAUGAAGGAGGCUGGAGAUUUGAGGAAAACUCCCCUCCUCCAACCUUACCCCAGCCCACGCCCAAGUUCUCAGCCAGCUGGGCUCAAGCAUCCACCUACAGAGAUGAUGAAGAUGAAGCUGAACCUCUGCAGGAGGAGGUCCCUGUGCUGAGGAAGACUCUGACAUAUGAAGCUCCAGGGAGCCAAGUGGACUCUGAUCCCUCUUCAGGCCUGCUGCUCAGCUCCCAGACCUUCACAUCAGAGACUUCCAACACCACCACUACUACACACAUCACAAAGACAGUGAAAGGAGGAGUUUCAGAAACAAGAAUUGAAAAAAGAAUUGUGAUUUCUGGAGACACAGACGUUGACCAUGACCAGGUACUUUCAUCAUGAACUCAGUAACAGAUACCCAGUGACUGUCAUGGUUACCUCUCUAACAAUGACCAACGUUCAGACAUCAGUAAGUGACUGGAUCAGUGCUUGAACUCCACCAUCAUGUCGUGUUUCUUCUCUAACRCACCUGCUUUAAACUUUGACUCUUUAUCAGCUGUUUCUCAACAACCAGCAGUUUAAAGGAGGUGUGUUGAAGCACCAGAAACACUACAAACUGCAGGCUGCUGAGAUCCAGACCAAAACACUGGACUACAGGACUCAAACAGGACUUGAUUAAACCCUAAAACAUGUGUAUGGACCAGGUCAGAUCUGCAUCCAGAUGUGGGCCAGCUCUGACUCUUCAUGUUUCUGUUGAAGGCCCUGGCAGCUGCUCUCAGUGAAGCACAAAGGCAGCACCCUGAGCUGUCUGUUACUCGUGUUGUCAUCCAUAAGGAAACUGAGGUGUCUCCU
This is a messenger RNA of Austrofundulus limnaeus, 3114 nucleotides long. Its product is annotated as protein 4.1. Gene Ontology annotation, molecular function: structural molecule activity; actin binding. Gene Ontology annotation, biological process: actomyosin structure organization. Gene Ontology annotation, cellular component: cytoskeleton; plasma membrane. NCBI's taxonomy places the organism in Eukaryota, Metazoa, Chordata, Actinopteri, Cyprinodontiformes, Rivulidae. The record is from RefSeq and is a predicted model, not a curated record.